This is a messenger RNA of Brenthis ino (lesser marbled fritillary), 2007 nucleotides long. The record is from the annotation of a GenBank genome assembly. NCBI's taxonomy places the organism in Eukaryota, Metazoa, Arthropoda, Insecta, Lepidoptera, Nymphalidae.
AUGCAGCCUACGAGAAUGCGGAAACCCCGCCGACAUCGGUGGUUAACGGUGUCGGUGUUCUUUAUAGCGUACUCAGUCUUCCAAGCGGUGCUGAGCAACGCGUCGGAGCCAGUCGAAGACAAAGUGGACGUGUCGCCGGUGCCUGAAAUCAAGACAACGAACUUUGAAAUAUCUAAAGCAUCUGAAGCUACUCCUGGUGUGACUAGUAAAGAGGAAAAGGGGAAUGGAAAGAAAGCCAUGAAAGGUUUAGAAGACGAGCCUGAUGAAGGAAACAAGAAGAAACAGAAAGACGCAGGUUACGAAGAGGAUAAAACUAUCGAAGAAGUUCGAGAAGAGGAGAAGAUAGAGGAAGAAGCUGACGCCAUACCCACCGUCCAUCCGCUCCGGAACUGCACUCCACCGGCCAUUGAGCAGUUCCCACGCCCACUGAUGGGACAGACGGCGCGAAGGCAUGGUGGUCUGAUACUUCACGUUUUAGUCGCUGUUUUCACUUUCAUCGGCCUAGCCAUCGUGUGCGACGAAUACUUCGUCUCGAGUCUUGACAGAAUUUGCGAAGAGUUAAAGCUAGCACCCGACGUGGCUGGCGCUACUUUCAUGGCAGCGGGAAGUUCUGCGCCAGAGCUCGCUACGGUCGUGAUUGGCGUGUUUUGUGCAAAGGAUGAUAUCGGUGUCUCUGGCGUGAUCGGUUCCGCAGUCUUCAACAUAAUGUUUGUGAUAUCUGUUUGCGCUCUCUGCGCGGGAACUGUCUCUCAUCUGAACUGGUGGCCGCUUUGCCGCGAUUGCUUUUUCUAUGCCAUCUCCAUUUUGGUCAUGGUCUGCACGAUUGCCAAUGGAUAUGUGUCUUGGCCUGAAGCGUUGUUUAUGUUGUUCAUGUAUGGCGUGUAUUGCGUAGCGCUACGCUUCAACAACGCUUUGGAGAGAUGGGCCUUAACUCUCCCUCUGCCAUUCAAGCUGCCUUCGAGAGAGGAACAGGCGGCACUCGUUACAUACAAGAGCGCAGGAGGACAACCUCCAAGUGCUCCAGCAGCAGAGGGACAGUACACGCAGAUGGACGGACAGAAUGACGGCGUGCCUAAAGAUCCAACUGCGUACAACCCAGACGGGGCGUACGACAACGUGGCGUACAACGCGGAGCCCACCCCCGUGUGGGAUCCCAACCAGGUGUGGGAUCCAGACCGCGCCUGGGAUGAGACCUCGUUGCAACAACCCGCUCAUGCACAGCCGGCCACGCAAUCGUGGGGUGACUCGAUGGCUCAACAACAAGGCCAGUCGCCCACGCAGGCGCAACAGCAGCAGCAACCGCAGCAGCCACAGCCUGUCCAACAGGCACCUGCACAGCCAGCGUAUUAUAAAGCUAAAGAGUACAAUCCAGAGACAGCUGUCGAUCCCCUCGUCAAGCCCAUUGGAGCCAAUAAAUUGCAACUGAUCUGUUGGUACGUGGCGUUCCCCGUGCACUGGUCGUGCCGCCACACGAUGCCGGACUGCCGCGGCCGCUGGUACCCUGUCACCUUCAUCAUAUCCAUGCUGUGGAUCUCCUUCUACUCCUACUUCAUGGUGUGGAUGAUCACUAUCAUUGGUUAUACUCUGGGUAUACCCGACACGGUGAUGGGUCUGACUUUCGUAGCAGCCGGAGUGUCAGUGCCCGACGCACUGUCUUCUCUCGCUGUUAUCAAAGAAGGAUAUGGUGACAUGGCUGUAUCUAACGCAGUGGGCUCUAACGUAUUCGACAUCCUGGUCUGCCUCGGCCUGCCCUGGUUCAUUCAGACCGCCAUCAUACAACCCGGGAGUCACGUCAAUGUUAUUAGCAAAGGUCUAGUGUACUCAACACUCUCCUUAUUUUCGACGGUGAUCUUCCUGGUGGUGGCGACACACGCUAACGGCUGGAAGUUGGACCGCAAGUUCGGAGCAGUGCUGAUGGUGUGGUACCUCCUCUUCAUCACCCUCGCCAGUCUGUACGAGCUGAACAUCUUCGGGAACUUCCAUCCUCCAGAUUGCGAAUCUAUGUAC